Molecule: messenger RNA, 8225 nt
Organism: Paramuricea clavata
Lineage: Eukaryota; Metazoa; Cnidaria; Anthozoa; Malacalcyonacea; Plexauridae
Source: the annotation of a GenBank genome assembly
AUGGCAGUUUUAUAUCGUACAUCGCACGGCAAAGCUGGCAAGCGGGGCGGAAAAGACAUGUCGAAUGUUAUGGAUGUCGAAGAAAACUUCGUACCUGUAAACUCGCGCGAGGAUAUUGAGAAAGUUAUGGCCAAUUCUGGAGACAAAAAGAAAUCAAAAUACUUUAAAAAGCUGUUUGAGUUUUUGGGAGGCGGGGAUAGCCCGGUUGAAGCGGUCGAAUUAGCCCUGGGCAGGGACACUACUUUGAAGGAGACACAAUUAACUGUCUUGUCCAUUUUUUCCUUGUGGGUUGACGAGUUAAAUUGUCAAACAGUGGUAAGGAUUUUGUAGUGAAAUAGUGAAUUAUUGUGUUUUAAAUAGUGGUCUUUACUCUAACGAGAAAAUUUAAAGACAAAUAAAACAAAAUAGAUUGAAAGCAUCAAAACAAAGAGCACCUAUUUGCACUUUAUUGCACGCAUAUUUAUAAUUUUUUUUUCUGGGGGGGGUCCAAAAACCUUAAAAAGGGGGGAGAUGCUGUCACAACUUCAAAAAAAUAGUUGAAAAUUGUGGUUUAGUCUCUUGUCCAGUAAAUUUUUGACUAAGGUAUUUAAUUUUGUGUGUGUAAAUUUUGUGAGGUUUUUAGUCAGGUGACUGUAUUUUUUCAAAUUUGCACAAAAUUAAGUAUAAAUAUUAAGGUAGUUAUGUUAGCUCAUGAUGUGCCAAGUUCCUUGAACUACAAUUGUAAAUUUACUAUUUUAUAAUUAACUACUUUUUAAAAUCUUAGUACUAUUUUAUAAUUCACUAUUUUUUAUAAUUCACUAUUUUCAGGCGGGUCAUAAUGAAAGAAGAGUGCUUUUAAAUUUUUUAUCUGACUGCAAUAUUGUGAAACUUAUCAUCCGUCUGGUCACGUUAAAACCUGCAAAAUCGAAUGGGCAAGAACUUUUUAGUAAAUAUUUAUAUUAUCACUGUAUUAACACUCUGGCACAUAUCACAGACAAACGAUACAUUGAAAGUCCUUUGGAGCGUGUGAGAAACAUAAAAAUUAUCAGAGCAUACCACGGCAUACCAAGACUAGUGGAAUUUCUAGAUCCAGUGAACAAUGACCCUUUAAUGAUAUUUCAAACUUCAGAAGUCUUGAAACAUUUAGCAAAGGACAAACGAGAUAUGUGCAUUCGGAUAUACAAAGCUGACGGUCUUCGAAGAUGCCUGCAUUUCAUGAUGAGAAAAGAAGCAGACAAGAUGUUUGCAGACUAUUUGAAGGAGAACUUCUCAUCAAAAUUGUCCAUGCCUAAUGAGGAGGUUGAAAUUUUAGAUAAGUUUUACCUUGGUAAGAGACUUGUACUUAAAAAAACUGACCGUUACCCACAGCUUACAGGGUGUGAUCAUAGGAGAGACUGUUUUACAUAUAUGUCUGCGGAGUUACAAGAAAAUUGUGCAUUAAUUGUGUUUGAGGUGAGUGAAAAAGGCGAAUUUUAUUUAUUAUAAAAAAUUCACUAUCCAAUAUUUAUAAUUGUGAUUUUCCACACACUUGGAAAUCUCUGUGUGUUAAUUUAAGUUGUUGUCUGUUACAUUGAUUGUAAAUUUGUCUUGGUGAUCAAGGCUUAUUAAUGUUCUUUUAUGCCUGCGAGCAAAAUCCAAAAUGUGCCUACAAAAUUUCAUAACAUAAAUAAUGGUAAGAAUUUAAAAAAGCGCCUGCAAAAAUUGAAAAUGUGCCUGUAAGUGCUUGCUGCACGCUUGUGAUUUUAACAAUACAUAUUGUGAUUAACUUAUGGGAUUGUCAUAUUUGGGGAAACUCCUUGAUGCUACAUUGUCUUUAGAUAGUUGGUAAAUCUCAUUUCAUUAAGGGUUACAAUGAAGGUUACGAAUGAGAUUUGGAUAGUAAGAAAUGAUCCAUAUUUAUGCUAUGCAGUGUCUUAAUAGCUAUUAAGAUUUUACAUUUUGGGAGUGGAGUGUUUCUAAAUAUAAAAACAUCACAAAUCACAUGUGGUAUUUGGUUUAUUUUGCCAUGUAUUUCCUGUUUUGGCUGUAGUAAUAUGGCCAAUGUCACAGGCCUGAUGGUAUGGUGCCUGUACUGUUUUAAAGGGUUGUUCGAUGUAUACUAUAUUUAAUUGCUUGAUGUGUAUGUAUUUUCUUUUAUAACAUUAGAUAGUGUCUAAUCCUAGAAUUUCAAAACCAGAGAUCCUGAAAUUGAAGCCUUUUAUUAAGGUACUGUUGAAUCCUACGCUCAAUUUUUUUGCAAGCCAUCAUCUGUUAAAAUUGGGUCAUUCCAGAAAACAUCCAUACAGUACCUCUCCCACAUAGGAAAUUGGAUGUAAACCCCUGCCCCCUUCGGAUGUCCUAAUUAAUACACUUACUAUUAUCAGAAACAUUUUUUCUCCCCUCCCCCUCUGGAUGGCAGAAAUUUCCUCCAUGGGGGGAGUGUGGAUCUUUUCUGGAAUGACCCAUUCUGAAACCAUUCAGUGUUCUUCUUUGCAAGCUGUUUUCCUUUGACAUUAUUCCACAUCUCACCGAACCUUUUAUGGAUCUAAUUUCUCUGUUUCUCCGUGUUUUCAGGUUUUGAACAAAUGGUUUUCAACUCCAUGCAUAUGGAGAUCAGAACGGACAAUGCUGCAAGGCUGUUUUCACCUGCUGAGAGGUGUUCUCAAUGACGAGAAACCAGCUUUGACAGUUGAUGAAUUCCUAAAGAAUUAUGAUGUCUUGGAUUUACUUAAGCAACAUAGUAAGGCUCUCUUUCGGAAUGGAUUGUACUGUAAAAUCUAGUGACAUCUCUUUUAGUAGCAGUGCCUUAUGUUGUACCUUUAAUAAAGUGCUAUGUGAAGAAAAUGUCCCUUUUUUAUUGAUGUAACUACAGUAGGUGCUAUUUGUAUUGGCUUUUUUUGUUGCAAAAGGGAGAGCUGUGAAAAGGCAAGAAGGUCUUAAUACCUAACUUUUCCCUCUGUUUUGUAGUGUAUAACCCUGACCAGGAGGUUGUAUCCAGCGUUCUAAGUCUGUUGUCAGAACUCUCAAUGCAGUAUCCUACCUUGAGGAAAAAGUUUAUUGCAUCUCCGGUAGGUUAAUGCUAUAUAAAUAUAAAUUUUUGGAACUGUGUUGUUCUUGGAACUUUUUAAAAUCUUCUACAAACUUUAGGCUCUAUGUAAGUGGUAGGUCUAAUUUGUCAUAGGGUCACUGAUGUAAGUAAUUGACAUAAAAUGAUUAAACAAAAUUUCUCAAAUUUUUUUAGCUUUAUUCCAAGCUUCUACCAGUCUAUAUACAGUCAUUUGAUAUUCAGGUAAGAAUUUUCUAUGACUGUUCUUAAUUGUUUGAUUCAUAACAAUAUCUGUUGUCUUAGAUAUACUAACAGUUAUGCUUGUUGUCUUUUAGGUUCAAAUUUGGGCUCUCCAGACCCUUGUUUCCUUUGUCCAGAGUACAGCUGGUGCAAAACAUAUUCUUGACAUGGGAGUUACUGCAGAGAAGCUGUAUCUUCUUACAGAAUAUAAUUCGGUGUGUUUAUGUUUUAAUAAACUAUAAAUCAGUACUAUUAUCUCAAAAUAAACUCAAUGAAACAUCUUCUCUAGCUUCCAACAAAUGGACUGAUCAAGACUUUGAAGACAGAGAUGGAGCAAUUUUGUACUGAGUAAGAAAAUUUAUGUAAUAUGGGAAAAUGUUGGCAAUUUUAAAACUGAAGUGCCUAAAAUUGCAGGCCAUAAUUUUGAAGGUUAAGAAAUGAAAGUUUGGAUGUUACUCUUCGUACACAGUUUUCUAAAUUGGAUCUCUGGGUUCAUUUGUGUCUCUUAUUUCUUAGAAGUUUUCAUCGCUUGUCUAAUGGACAGUUGAUAUUUUUUCUAGUGCCACAGUUGAUGAGUCCUAAUGAGCUCUUGUCUGUUCAAGAGUUAUUUACGAUUUUAACCUCCAAAAGUUUCGUUAUAGUUUGUGCAUUAAUUCUACCAUCCUUUUUUCUAUAGAGAGUGGAAAAUAAGCGAGCGGAUCUUUCAGGAAGUUUUGUUGCCUCAGAAAUACAGUUUAGAACGAGCUCAGAAAUUCAAAGAAGAAGGAAAUUCGCGAUUCAAGGCUGAAGAAUACGAGUCUGCACUCAAAUGUUAUAGUUUAGGUUUGGACAGUGUGCCACCUGUCGAACACUUCUCCUUAAACAUGUCUUAUUCCCAUGAUUCGAAUUUUAAACCAUGGUAUGUUGCUGAGAUAUUCAUUACUAAUUAGUGAUAAUUAAUAGAUUACAGAACUCUUACGCACUUGAUCAAUUGAUCAUGUUUAUAUAUACCGAGAACCGGUGUAUAUAAACACGAUAUCACAGAUGAAAUUACAACACCUUUGUUACCAUUAUUAUUAUUAUGCAUACAGUGUGAAAUAAAAAUAACUGAAUAUGUUUAUCGAAUGAGCUAUGACUAUGUGGCUAUUGAAUGAAUUUAGCAGUUAACCUUAGUUUUUUUUUGGGAGGGGGAUAAGCAGCGGAAAACUAAUUUAUAAAAUUUGGCUUUUAGGUAUGUUUUGCCAUCGGUGUUGUUCACGAACCGAGCUCAGUGUUACCUGUUAAUGAACAAGUGGCAAGAAGCAAUUGAUGACUGUACACAGGCCAUUAUAAGAAGUUACGAAGGUAGGGACUCCCUUUCAUGCAGAUGAAGAACACCUAAUGGAUUAAGUAUUAAAAUAUCAAUUAGAAUAAACCAUAAACUGAGUAUAGUGAACUGUAAAUAUCAAAUAAAAUGAACACUGACGGUUAGAUCUUUGUUUUUUCAGACCAUGAGGAAGCGAAGAAAAUCUUAUUCAAGACAGUUUAUCGUCGUGCUCGAGCGUUCUCGGAAUUGAAAGAUUAUCGGCGCGCCCUAAAUGAUAUCUCGUUUUGUUUACGGUACAGCUCCGCUGCUUCGAAUGUAAGAUCAUUUUUCCGGGAGGUAAGAAGCUGAUUAUAUAUAUUGAUGAUACAUCAUCCAAUUCUGUUUAUUAUCCUCCAAAUACAACCUUACUACACCAAUGAAAAUGUUUCCAUUGAUAAUGAAACGUAUUAAUUCGUACAUUAAUAUUAUUUAUUUUAUAAAAUAUAAAGUCGGUAUGUUGAAUUUUAACAAUUCAUAUAUUAUACAGAUAUUUUAGAUGCUAUUUUUUUCCAGAUUUUGACGGCGUACCGGAAGGAGUUUGGGAUCGAGUCAUUACGUCGUUGCGGCACGUGUAUGGAGGGAGUGGGAAUGAAAUUAAAGCGGUGUGCAAAAUGUCCAGAAAUGUAUUGUUCACGUGAAUGUCAGACGCAUGCGUGGGAGGUAGAGGGACACAAACCAUUGUGCAACUAUACCCUGGACGAAACCAACAGCGAGUGAAGAGAUGAGAAGUGGUGCCAUGAUUAUAUAUCUACACGUCUUAUAUAGACGAUUGUAUUUUAAUAAUAUUCAUUGUAUAUUAGCUAUACUAUGGUAUCUAAGCUAAAGUAGUUCAAUAUUUAGACAAGGUUUUUAGACCUUUUCGAGUUCGAUCUUUGGGUCCAUCAACCGCAUAAAAGAUUACAUAGUUGCAGUAUUGAUCGUAUCUUAGUAGCUUUAUAUAUAUUGCUAAAUGUUUACAGCUUCAAUGAUCAGCGAUUAUCUGGAAGAUGGAAAUUUGUAUGCUACCAUCAACUACAUAAGAGAUCAUCUUGAUUGUUUUUAGAUUUAGAUGUUGUAGUUACGUUUAGAUGAUGGAAAUGUAUGAUUACCAUCAACAGCGUACAACAUUGUAUUGCUAAGUAGUUCAAUAAUUAGGGAAGUGAAACCUUUAGAGUUUCACUUCGUUUGGGUAUAUUACCAUUAUUGCAGACAAGAUGUAGCAGUACUGGUCGUAAUAGAUUCCAAUAUUGGCGAUUGUUUCGGAAGGUGAAAGUACAUGUAUUGGAAUGUGUGGGAUCCUUUGUAAUUUGAAGACUUUAAAUAAGACUUUUGCAGCCAUCGAGUUUCGUUCAGCAAACGUGGAAUAGAUUUGAGUAAAAAACCGAACUAAAAAAUGUGGGGGUAUGUUUGCAAACGAAGUGUCUGCCACUGUUAGUAAAAUUAAACAUAUGUGUACGACAGUGUGAUUUGUCCAUUCCAUGCGUUGUUGUAAGCCUGUAACUUAGGGAAUAAUUUGUAAUUUCAUUGAUUUUUCUUGAGUUGAUAAACUUUUGUGAUUUAAUCUGUUUGUCUGAUUUUAUUGGUUGUCGUAGAUAAACUUAAACUCCAGGUAGCUAUUGAGCUCAAAAUAGUGAAGAUGCAGAAAUGAUCCACUAGGCACUAACCUGGCCUAUAUUUUUCCACUGAAGAGUAUCGUUACCCUAUGCAGCUGGUCUAAAACACUUUGCAGAAAAAUACCAGAAGGGCAAGAAAAUUGCUAUGCUUAAUUAUAAGCAACAAUUUUUAGUUGAUUAAUUAACUGCAACAUGUGCUCCAGAAUCGCACAAAGAAAUGAGAUGUUUCCACUUUAUCGUUUCAAAUUUCUCUGUUUGGAUGUUUCCAGCUAUUUAUUUUUUUAGACUAAAUUUUGAUCUAGGCAAGAAUAAAAAAGUCCAUCAAAACUUUGCAAUUCUACUAAUUUUAACAUGCUCUUUCUAGCUGUGGUGAUGGACUUUGUUGUUCACUUGAAUUCACUUGUUCUUGCCUAGAUCAAAAUUUAAAUUUUAUAUAGCUGGAAUUGCCCAUUUUUGAAACUUCAUAGUUAAAAGUGGAAGCUAGCGUUGUCACCGUCACAUGACGUCAUCACAAACUGAAUGUCGUUCCAAGAAGGAAGAAAGAAAUUGAGUCGUAAUUGGGACGUCUUGUUUUAAAACGAACUAGGAUUGUGGAGUUUUAAGCGAGAAGGACUUAUUUUUGCUUUGGGCUAUGAAGUGGGAAUAUAAGGAGGAGCAUGCUUUCGAAAAGCGACGGGCAGAGGGCGAGAAAAUCCGCACAAAAUACCCCGACAGAGUGCCUGUGAGUAUAGGAUUGCACAACUUCGAAAAUUGUCAACAAUUUGUAAUAUUUGUUGAUAGUUUUAAAUUUCACCGACUGAAUCGUGUUAAAUAUUGUAUAUAUGUAGUGUACAAGUCUAGUUAACAUUGUAUAUAUUUGAGAUUAGAGAUAAAAAUUUCUAUUAGACGUAUUAUUAUUCAUAGGGUAUUACAAAUUUACAAUUUAUACCAAAUUUUCUCUUUUAUGGUUUCGAUUUAAUUAAAUAACAACAAAUGAGUAGCAUAACCCUCCUGGAAACUGCAUACACAUUGAAAGUUUAUCUACUUUAUAUACCUAAGGUAAUUUGUGAAAAAGCACCCAAGGCCAGAAUUGGAAAUUUGGAUAAAAAGAAAUACCUUGUGCCAUCAGAUUUAACAGGUAAAAAAAAUAUUAAAAUUACAGCAAGUUGUUUGGGUUACUUCAGCUAAUGAAGGGCAUCGAUACUUCAGAACAAUUGACAAGGGGCAAGCGAAUUGAACCACCUCUUUCCAUUCUAAUUAUUUGCCUCCAAAAAUACCAGGUUGCAGUUGAACCCCGCCAUCGUGAACAGUCAGGGAAAACAGAAAAACAGUUUGAGCAAGAUAAACAAAUCAGUGCCAAAUUUCUGUCUAACACCUGACAAUUUUAUUUGUCAAGGGGAGAGUGCUGGCAUCAGGGUGUUAGCUACAGUCAAAAGUUCUAUGUUGAAUGCGGUUUUCCCAAGGUCGCAAUUUCCCAAUUUGGGUCAACCAAAAAAUAGCAUAAAAAUUCAAUUAUUUUUUUCACAUCUGACAAUAGACCAGUACCGUAUCUUGCUGUCCAUCUUGCCGUCAAUAUGUUGUUAAUAUGCCAUUAAAAACAUAUUUAUAACUACAUUUGCUCAAAAUGUGGGAAAUGCCAUUUCAAAGACACAAAAAAUUGUCGUGAAAAAUUUUGAUAUGUCCGGAAAAAUUUUUUGGACCGCUAAAAUGGUACACUGAGCGAAAUUUUUUUGGCGACGGGGGGGAGGUCGCCCAAAAAAAGUUUUUCCGAGAAAAAAUUUUAAAAUAAAUUUCCCAAUUUCAGGUAAACGCGGAUUUUUUUUUACUUCUGGCUAACACCCUGGGCAUUCAAUGUGUUUUUAUUAUAAUCAGAUUACUUUACCUUAAAUAUAUUUCAGUUGGUCAAUUUUAUUUCCUCAUUCGAAAACGUAUCCACCUUCGACCAGAAGAUGCAUUGUUUUUCUUUGUAAAUAACGUCAUUCCACCGACAAGUGCUACCAUGGGCCAGUUAUAUCAGGAGCACCAUGAAGAGGACUUCUUUCUCUAUAUAGCAUAUAGCGACGAGAGCGUGUAUGGUGGCUUUUGA